Molecule: messenger RNA, 1054 nt
Organism: Dothidotthia symphoricarpi CBS 119687
Lineage: Eukaryota; Fungi; Ascomycota; Dothideomycetes; Pleosporales; Dothidotthiaceae
Exons: 3
Coding region: 230-766 (178 amino acids)
Source: RefSeq, a predicted model, not a curated record
CUACAGCGCCAGUCCAGAUGCGACUGCGGGACGACGGGACGAUCGGGAUAAUCGGACAUACCACCUAGCAUCUGCCCCGCAAAACAAAUCCAGCUCAUGUACUGCGAAAGAUGACGUCGAUUGCUAUUGUUCAAAAGUAAACAACAACAGCGGAAUCUCGUUGUUCGUAUAAAUCAACCUGUACAUCUGUUGUUUCAUACUCAAGUUCGGAAAUUGACCACUGACCAUCAUGCCUUCUAUCAAUUCAGCUGUGUUCCAUGCCUAUGCCUAUGGCACGGCAUUUUGGUACGGUCUACGUGGUGGAUGCCGCAUAUAUGACCCUGUCAUGGUCGUAGGCUGGUUCCGUCCACCAUCGCAAGCCAAGCUCGCCCCGAAUGACCUCGAGAUCUACAACGUUUUCAACGAUGGCUGGUGUCUCAUCACCCUAGCCCUAAUUCUGGUCUCGUUCACCAAUGCUGUGCCCUUCUCCUCGUCAUCCUCGAAAGCGAUCCAUUCAGCAGACGCACCGAAAGCUCUUCGUGCUUCAUACGCCAGCGAUACUCUCUCUUACGCAAAAGCUGUAGUAGCUGCAACAGUGUUCCAUCACAUCACAACCGGCUUUGGCGCGUAUCAGCACUACAAGCUCGACAGCCACUACAACACUUCAAUGGGAAUCGGCGUCUGGGGCAAUGUGUGGUUGACCUUGUCGGGUCUUGUAACACUUGUAGCAUUGCAGUCGGAUGCGGGUGAUCGACCAGUUGAAGAGAUUACGAAGAAGGUCAAAUGAGAGGCGGUAGAUCUUGGACGGCCUUGAUGUCACUCCACAAUGGAGCCAAGGAGGGGUCAGGGAGACGACUACCACUGGCAUUGAUCGAGUGUACGAACAUGACACAGGCCUAGGUACGAGUAUGGAUACCAUGGUUGCGGAACGAGUUUAUCAAAACACGUAAAGUGUGAGUUUGAUAGGACAUCGUCUUUCACAAUCGGGUUAUAGUCUAGGUAGUGGAAUAGGCUGCUCUAUACCUGUUAGAAGAAUAGAGCUGUAAUCAGUGCCUUGCAUCAAUGGCAAGAGAGC